Molecule: messenger RNA, 1092 nt
Organism: Trichobilharzia regenti
Lineage: Eukaryota; Metazoa; Platyhelminthes; Trematoda; Strigeidida; Schistosomatidae
Source: the annotation of a GenBank genome assembly
AUGCAAACAUGUCAGUUAACUUCAUCCAGCAACGAUUUAUUCAAACUACGUUGUCGUUAUCGUACUGGACAAUAUGCAUUGAAUGGUCUCACGGUGAAUUCAACUCUGCAUGAUUUACUGCAAGCGAUUACAUCACUUAUUGGCAUUCCAUCAACUUGCUUGUCUUUAUUCUAUGGAUAUCCACCAAGAAAGUUGGAUUGUAGUACUGCUGCCUGUCUUACAAGACGUCUACAUGAGAUCCCUCUUCGUUCAGGUGAUUUAAUAACAGUUGAUGAUGUAAUCGGUGAGAGGAAGUCACCGGCUUCUUCAGUUAACUCACAGUUACAUUCAUAUAAUCGUGGAAUACCGAUGGCUAAUGCUUCAACUACUACAGCAGCGACAACGACAGCAACACCAACAACCACAACACCAGCAAACACAAAUACACAAAUAGUCAAUAAUUCAUUAGAACCACGUGUUGUCCGACUGUGUGCACCAUCGGAUAAUUCUUGUCUAUUUACAAGUGCUUUAUUCUGUAUAAAUAAUCAUGAUAGCCGAUUAAAAAUAGGCACAGAAGUUGUAACAAAUGUGACAGCUGUUAGCCAGUUGAGAGAAUUAAUCUCUGGGAUUGUAUUAAGUGAUCCAGUCAAGUAUUCAGAAGCAUUUCUUGGCAUGUCAAAUGAAGAGUAUUCACAACAGAUUAGACAACCAGAUAAAUGGGGUGGUGGUAUUGAAGUGUCUAUUUUAUCACAAUUAUAUGAAGUUGAAAUAUGCAUUGUUGACAUUGAAUCCUGUCGAAUUGAUCGUUUCGGUGAAGAUCAUAAUUAUCCUAAGCGGAUAUUAUUAAUCUAUGAUGGGAUACAUUAUGAUCCACUAGCGCAAGAAUAUCCUAAACGUGAUUGUCUGGUCACAGUGUUCCCUACAAGUGAUGAUUCAAUUCUUUUAGAAGCUCAACAGCUGGCAUCUAAAGCACGUGCUGAAUGGGCAUUCACAGAUUUGGCUUCUUUCACCCUCUUAUGUCGUCAAUGUGAUGCACCAUUGGUUGGACAAGCUGCUGCACAAAAACACGCCCAAUUAACUGGUCAUACACAAUUCAGAGAAAUUGCUCAUUAA